Messenger RNA from Physcomitrium patens, 1430 nucleotides. Its product is annotated as protein farnesyltransferase/geranylgeranyltransferase type-1 subunit alpha. Gene Ontology annotation, molecular function: CAAX-protein geranylgeranyltransferase activity; protein farnesyltransferase activity. Gene Ontology annotation, biological process: protein farnesylation; protein geranylgeranylation. Gene Ontology annotation, cellular component: protein farnesyltransferase complex; cytoplasm; CAAX-protein geranylgeranyltransferase complex. The record is from RefSeq and is a predicted model, not a curated record. Lineage: Eukaryota; Viridiplantae; Streptophyta; Bryopsida; Funariales; Funariaceae.
GCUCGGAUUAGGUCACAUCAUCGACUCUUUUUCUUGCUUGGCACGUCCGUGUUUGGGUUUCUGUCCUUUUUGCUCCUUUGUGCAGUUUUGUGGGUGCUGCCAAAUUAGUUACUUUGGCCUUCGGGUGUGGAAGACUGUCAGUAUUGAGAGAGUUGGGUUCUUAUCAAAUGCGUCGUAUCUUGUAACGCUUCAAAAUUUCACUCGAGUACCAUUCAGAGAGUUGGCUCAAGCCCUACUUCGAGAAGAAAAGAAUUGCUGCUGAAAUGCAUUAGAUGAGUUCGAGUUGGAUGUCAGUGCGCAAUCACAUCAGUGGAGGACAGUUUGAGGCUCAGUAACAAAUCCUUGUAUAAAUUAAAGGAGAACGAAACCGUAGGGCUCAGGAGCAGUAGGAUGGCCGCUGCCGUGGUUGCAGAAGGGGUCGAAGCGGGCUUGGAUUUUGAUUGGUCUGAUGUAGAACCAGUUCCACAGAAUGACGGUCCCCGGCCGGUAGUCCCUAUCGCCUACACUGACGACUUCCGUGAGGCAAUGGACCGUUUUCGUGCAAUUCUUGCUAAAGAUGAACGCAGUCCUCGAGCUCUGAAGCUCACAGGCGAUGUCAUAGCCCUUAAUCCUGCAAAUUACACGGUGUGGCAUUUCAGACGACUCGUGCUGGAGGCUUUGAGCUCGAACUUGCUUGAGGAGCUUGAGUUUGUGAACGCCAACGCAGAAGGCAAUCACAAGAAUUAUCAAAUCUGGCAUCAUCGACGGUGGGUGGUACAGAAACUAGGCAAGGAUGCUGUCUAUCAGGAACUAGAGUUCACAGAAGGUGCGCUUGCAGAUGAUCCGAAAAACUAUCACGCUUGGUCUCAUCGUCAGUGGCUACUGCAGGAGCUCGACGACUGGAGCUGGGAACUUGAUUACUGCUCCACUCUGUUGAAGAUUGAUUCCGCAAACAAUUCUGCUUGGAAUCAGAGGUUCUUCGUGAUUACCAAAUGUCCAUCUUUAGGUGGAUUGCAUCAGAUGAGGGAUUCAGAAGUCCGUUACUGCACCGACGCCAUCAAGCAAGUGCCAGCAAAUGAGAGCUCCUGGAGGUAUUUGAAGGGGCUGUUCUUAGAUGACCAGUCUGCUCUCGUGAAAGAUCCUUUAGUAAGUGAAACAUGUAUAUCUGAGAUAGUGAAGGAUUCAUACAACGUGCCAGCACUCGGUUUCUUGUUAGACCUUGUGAGUGCUGGUUUCCAGCCUACUGCUGAGCAAAGCGAGAUGUUACAGAAGAUCUUACCGACAUGGGUAACGCCUUCUGAGCUGGCCAGUGCUUUGUGCACAUUACUUGAGACAGUUGAUCCUAUUCGGUGUCAAUACUGGGCCUGGCGAAGGUCCCUUCUUCCGCUGGCUGUGACCGUUUCUGAAACAUGAGGGAUAAUCAAUAAAUGUUAAUUCUCAAAGCUUCAUGA